This is a messenger RNA of Nomia melanderi (Alkali bee), 1442 nucleotides long. NCBI's taxonomy places the organism in Eukaryota, Metazoa, Arthropoda, Insecta, Hymenoptera, Halictidae. The record is from RefSeq and is a predicted model, not a curated record.
CGACUGGUGACCCUGCUAGGCGUCGCGCGACACUAUUGCGCGAACUCUACUCUACACGGGCUCAGGUACCUCGUCGAUCCGGAAUUGCACGUGAUCGAGAGACUCCUGUGGAUGGCCAUAUUCGUUGGGCACGCUGUCGUCGCGGUGUGGUCUAUUUUGUACCUCAUUUGCCAAGUUCAGGAAGUGCCAACGUCCAUUGGCAUCGAAUCGAUGCAUCACAGGAUAUCGCACGUCCCGUUCCCGAGCGUCACCCUGUGUCCAAACGAUCGCGUCGAUUGGGAUAAGCUUCUGGAGCUGGAGAAGCAGAUUUUUCCGAACAACACGCAGCCGCAGACGCUGAAGACCUUCCGGGAUCUCAUGGUUAAACUGUCCGUCCUUAGUUUCGGUGAUUUUCAUCUGCUCAACUUUCUCAAGUAUCGUCGACUGGAUGGACUGAACGGUUUAAACGUGACCGAUGCGUUGUUGCGGGUGGUGCCGAGCUGCGAGCAGCUUUUUGCCCAGUGCUGGUGGCGAAACUCCGUACGGGACUGUUGCGAGAUAUUCGAGCUGCAGAAGACCGAGUACGGAUUCUGUUACUCCUUCAACUCGCAAUCGACCGAGACGGUGAACCGCCGGAAGUACCAUGGGUACCGAGAGCAGCGUCCCCGCAGGGCGACCAGCUACGGCGCCUGGAGCGGCCUCAGGGUCACCGCCCGGAUGGGGAACGUGACCAAGCCUCCGGAUUCGCAGGAGACGGACGGCAUUUUAUUCAUGUUGGACGAUCCGAGAGUGUGGCCCAACAAUGGCCGAGUGAUCCCAAUGAAGUCGCUGACCACUAUAUCGUUCGAAUGCAUCUCUGGCUUCGCUACUCAGGCAGUCCUCGACUUGGACGAGAGCAAGGCGCCUUGCAGGCACAGGCCCGAGAAUGUGUACACUCAGGAGACUUGCAUAUCGUUUUGCAAGCUGAACCACACUAUACAACAUUGCGGCUGCAAUCCUUCGUUCAUGUUUCCCACGACUUCGACUCGUGAAUGCAAUGUUUCAGAUUUGCUCUGUCUAGUCGAUCACAAUGUGUCUUUCGGCGGCAUAAUCGGCUUAUUUCUCGGAGGUUCAUUAAUCAGCGCGAUCGAGCUGAUCUACUACCUGCUGGUCGCCCUGUUCUCGUACCUCGCCUCGUGUCUGGCGACCGCCAAACAAGAGACCGGAAACGGAGGGAAGAUUCUGCCCAGCAGACGCGCCGAUCUCCCGUCGCUCCUCGCGUUGCCCAUUCCGGAUUACGGUCCACGAAAAACGAGAUCCAGGAGGUUCCCGAUCUUAGUGAAUUACACUCCCGUGAAAUCGAAUUUGAACAGAUACUGAGCCAACCGGGAACAGUCUAGUUUCGUAACCGGCCACUCGCCGGAAUCGCGAUUACCGUUACUCGCGAUUUAUCGGCGACGUUGAUGGCCGAAUGAAAAAACCAA